UAUUUUUCUUGUAUAUUCUAGGAUGGCAGCCUGUAAGAUGAGCCAUAUGUCCAUGGAGAAAGUAUGGGAAUGUUUGCUAAAAUAUAAGGUUUCUCUCUGUCUCCUGUGGCUUCAUUUGAUUUUGGCUCCUGGCAGAGCUCAGGAUGAUUUCUUAAACUACAGAGCUGUGUUUAGCACACCAUGUAAUGAAAUCUGGACUUUGUCGCCUGGAAUUUCUAUACCUGCACUUAGAAACUUUACAGUCUGCGUUUUUCUUAAGUUGUACAAUUCCAAAAAUUCUUGGACAGCAUUCGUCUAUAGCAAAGAUCCUGUUGGCAAUUUGUCAGCAUCAGACCAUCAGUUAUAUGAUCUGGGGCUUACUGGAGAACGUGACAAGCUGACAGUUUGGAUAUUUGGCAAAGAAAUAACCUGGGCAGGCAAACUGGAUAACAACAUCUGGUACCAAAUAUGCAUAAGAUGGAAAAGUGAACAACAGGAAGUUCGCAUAUAUAUAAAUGAUGAAGAGAAAAGAAGUGCAAAAAUAAUGAAAACUGGACCACUUGCCGGGAAUGGGCAGCUUUUGCUUGGAUGCUCACAGAUUCCUGGCAGCUCCUCGUCUUCACUAGAUGGAAUGGUUGGGGAACUGUACAUGUUCAGAAUGUGGGCUAACAAAGACAUAAAUUAUACCCAAGUCUGCCAAGAUGGUACCAUCAUACUUUGGAGAAAAAAUAACUGGUUGUUUAAUAAGACAGCACAAUACAGCAGUUCUUUACCUUGUGCCAGCGCUGCAGAUGUCUCAUCAAACCUUAGAAACUUCUCAGUAACCACACCAGAGUUCUCUUCAGUUGGAACUCUGGAUACUGCAGGAACAAACAUUUUAUAUAACAACGUGUGUAAGUUAUCAGAUUACUGUAAAAACUCAGUUUUCUACAUGGGCAGUAUGAAAUUUCGAAUUCGUGAAAACAGUUCAGAUACUUCAUAUAAUCUAACAGUAAAAUAUCCUGGCAAUAACACUAAUCAGUACCAGUUAAAGGUUUAUUCAACCCUACUGCCAGAAAUAAAUAUUUCAGAUUUCAAUAAAACACUUCAGAAGAUAAGUCAGUCAUCUCUCAUGCAAUGUAGUGAAAUAAAUCAGAGUUUAUUCAACUGUAUUUUUAUAAUAAAACUGGACAAACAAGUGAAUAUAAGCAACAUAUUAUCAAAUUUAGGAGAAAAAGCAGAAAUGAAGCGAAUCGAAUCAUGCUGCUGUUUACCCACGCAGACUUUCUCUUGUCCGACUGCCAAAGAGUUGCAGCAUCUUCAGUGUGAUAAUAAUGAACCAGUUGCCUGCACUGGCCAUAGCACUCCUGACUCUCCAGUUUCAUCUGUAGGUCCUUUCUCUGUUACAAUGCAGCAUGAAACCUCUUCCUCUGAAUCAACAACUGUUUUGCUGCCUCCUUUCACUGAGCCUGCAACAAUAAAUAUUUCUAAUAUAUAUGCUACUCAGAAUCCUUUCACUGAGCAAAAUACACUGCUUUCUUCUGUAUCUCUUACAAAGUCAACCAAUACGCUUGUUCCUUCAACUUCACUUGAAACUAAUAAUUCAGACUUCACAACAUCAUCUUCCCAGCCUACUACUACUUUUCCAGAAAUAUAUCCCACAAAGUCUACAAUAUCUCAUGCUACUACUACUUUUCCGGAAAUAUAUCCCACAAAGUCUACAAUAUCUCAUACUACAGUUCUUACUCAACAUACAACAUCAGUUUCUUCGGCCAUCAUGUCCACGUCUUCUGUGAUCUGCACUACUGACCUUGGAGGACCAAGUAAAAUAAGCACAGAGCAAAUCUCUCAUAAUAAUUCGGGCAUUACCAAUAGUACCGAUGCUCCCAAUGUAGAAAAUAUUGUUUCUGAGCUUGAAGACAACUUAACUGCGGGCACAAUAACACCAUCUCUUGGACAGUCAAUGCUAGAAAGGGUUAGUUUCCUUCUAAGCAUGCCCCAAUCACAAAUAUAUCCAAUGUCUAAAAGAAUAAUAAAAAUAGUGGAUCUUAUUGGAUUAAAAUUGAACUUCUCAACAAAGUCCAUUAAUUUUACCACUCCUACUUUGGUUCUGGCUGUCCUGAAAGUCAACAGCAGCUCUUUUAGAGAAGUUUCUUUUGCUGUUCAACAUUCCUCAGACCUUGAGGCUACUCUUGGAACUGAAGUGCCAUCAAAGCGUAUUGGAGCCAUUACACUUCCAUCAUCAAUAAUGGCAGACUUGUCACCUCAAGAUAAGCAUAUAGCUUCUAGAAUUACAUUUAACUUUUUUAAAAAAACAACUCUAUUCCAGGACCCUGCAAUGAAAAAUUUAUCUUUGUUCAGCUAUGUUAUAUCGUCAAGUAUUGCUAAUCUUUCAGUCAGCAACUUGAAGACAAAUGUGACUGUCAUGCUACAAAACAUCAGGCCUAAUCAGGAGAAUUUGACUGUUAGAUGUGCCUUCUGGGAUUCCAGUGAAAAUGGUAGCCAAGGCAGUUGGAACUCUGAGGGUUGUGUGGUUAAAGAAAGAACAGUGAAUGAGACCAUCUGUAGCUGCAACCACCUGACAAGUUUUGGUGUAUUACUGGAUUUAUCAAGAAACACCACUAUACCUCCAAUUCAAGUGCUAAUUCUAACUUUCAUCACCUACAUAGGUUGUGGACUUUCAGCUAUUUUUCUUUCUGUGACUCUUGUUACCUAUAUUGCAUUUGAGAAAAUCCGAAGAGAUUAUCCAUCUAAAAUUCUUAUCCAGCUAUGCAUUGCACUGCUUCUUCUGAACCUGGUUUUUCUUCUGGAUUCCUGGAUUGCUCUGUAUGAGAUCCAGGGACUGUGCAUUUCAGUUGCUGUGUUUCUUCAUUAUUUCCUUUUGGUUUCUUUCACUUGGAUGGGCCUUGAAGCCUUCCACAUGUAUCUUGCCCUUGUGAAAGUAUUCAAUACAUACGUUAGGAAAUAUAUUCUAAAGUUCUGCAUUAUUGGCUGGGGGUUACCAGCUAUAGUAGUAGUCAUUGUAUUGGCAGUAUCUCCAUAUAACUAUGGACAUGGAUCAUAUGGAAAAUUUCCCAAUGGCUCAUCUGAUGAAUUCUGCUGGAUUAAGAAUGACAUUGUAUUUUACAUCACUGUUGUGGGAUACUUUUGUACAAUAUUCUUGUUGAACAUCAGUAUGUUCAUAGUAGUACUGAUUCAGCUUUGUAGAAUCAAAAAGAAGAAGCAGCUUGGUACCCAGAGGAAAACUAGCAUACAAGAUCUCAGGAGUGUUGCCGGCCUUACAUUUUUAUUGGGAAUUACUUGGGGAUUUGCCUUUUUUGCGUGGGGUCCUGUAAACCUUGUUUUUAUGUAUCUCUUUGCAAUUUUUAAUACUUUACAAGGAUUUUUCAUUUUUAUUUUUUAUUGUGUUGCAAAGGAGAAUGUUCGCAAACAGUGGAGAAGGUAUUUGUGUUGUGGAAAAUACCGGCUGGCUGAAAAUUCAGAUUGGAGUAGAACUGCUACUAAUGGUUUAAGGAAGCAAAAUGUUAACCAAGGUGUCUCCAAUUCUUCACAUUCUUUGCAAUCCAACAGUAACUCUACUAAUUCCACGUCAAUGCUAAUGAGUAAUGAUUAUUCUGUGCACACAAAUGGUAAUGGAAAUAUCUCUCGUGAAAAAAAUGGUGUUUCUUUCCAUGUGCAGAACAGUGAUGUGCAGCUUCCUGAGUUUUCAGUAAAACAGCAUGAAAACAAUGAUAUAUCCCAUAAAAAGUCUUGCAUUUCACUGAGGAGGACUUCCAAAAGAAAGAGCCUGCAGUUUAUUGAACCAAUAUGACUUUUAAAAUAUUUUCCAUUAUUUUACCAAGUAAUAUGCAGGUUUAUUUUAACUGUUUUACUUAAUGUGAGAAGAACAAAAAAGAAAAAGUCAUUAUUUAAUGUACAGGAGCAAAACUUCAAGGUGUCAAAGACUCUAUAAUGUUAUCUUCCUCUUUUUAAUGCCAGUGAUAGACAUUAAGAACAUACUUUAAACAUAGCUUUGUGGCUGCAAAACAUGAACAACUGCGUAUCUGCU
Molecule: messenger RNA, 4006 nt
Organism: Python bivittatus (Burmese python)
Lineage: Eukaryota; Metazoa; Chordata; Lepidosauria; Squamata; Pythonidae
Source: RefSeq, a predicted model, not a curated record